Chrysochloris asiatica (Cape golden mole) is the source of this 1037-nucleotide messenger RNA. RefSeq names its product MOB family member 4, phocein (gene MOB4). The transcript is spliced from 7 exons. The coding region runs from base 4 to 618 and encodes 204 amino acids. Lineage: Eukaryota; Metazoa; Chordata; Mammalia; Afrosoricida; Chrysochloridae. The record is from RefSeq and is a predicted model, not a curated record. Gene Ontology annotation, cellular component: cytoplasm.
ACUAUGGUCAUGGCGGAGGGAACGGCAGUGCUGAGGCGGAACAGACCGGGUACCAAGGCUCAGUAUAUUCAACAAAACAUAAGGGCAGAUUGCUCCAAUAUCGACAAAAUUCUUGAACCACCUGAAGGCCAAGAUGAAGGUGUAUGGAAGUAUGAACAUUUAAGGCAGUUCUGUCUUGAGCUAAAUGGCCUUGCUGUCAAACUUCAGAGUGAGUGCCAUCCAGAUACAUGCACUCAGAUGACAGCAACUGAACAAUGGAUUUUUCUUUGUGCAGCUCAUAAAACUCCAAAAGAGUGUCCUGCUAUAGACUACACUAGGCAUACACUUGAUGGUGCUGCCUGCCUUCUGAAUAGCAAUAAAUAUUUUCCCAGCAGGGUUAGCAUAAAGGAAUCGUCUGUAGCAAAACUAGGAUCAGUAUGCCGUAGGAUUUAUAGAAUAUUUUCUCAUGCUUAUUUUCAUCACCGGCAGAUAUUUGAUGAAUAUGAAAAUGAAACAUUUUUGUGUCAUAGGUUUACUAAAUUUGUGAUGAAAUAUAAUUUGAUGUCCAAGGAUAACUUGAUUGUACCAAUUUUAGAAGAAGAAGUACAGAAUUCAGUUUCUGGAGAAAGUGAAGCAUGAAAGAAAUCAGAAAAAAAGUACUGGACACAUAAUUAGCAUUAAUUAUGUACUGUAUAUAUAUCAUUUUAGACACAUCAAUCAUGUACCCAUAUUAUAGCUUCUUUGUUUGGUAUAGGUUUUUGUAUGCUGUGUUGCCUUUUAAAGUGGGAAAUACUUUUUAAGUUAUUCAUGAGCUGUAUAUUCACUGGUGUGGCACUCAUGGUUUUUAAAUAAGAUUAGUGUUAUCUGUUUAUAAUGCCUGUUAAUAAAAGAAUUUACAGUUUGGUAAAAUUGCUGCUAAACAAUCAUUGGAUCACAAUCCUCAUCAAAUAAACCCAUCUAUAAAAAGAUGAGUGGGCUUGAAGUUUCACACAAGCCAUUUACUAAAGAAAUAGCAACUUUUUCCUUUGGUUUUAUCCCUGAGUUUAGAUAUUCUAGAA